UAGCAGGAAUUUAAAAACACCUGUUGGCGAGGCGGUUAUAAUGUAAACCAUUGCCAGGAGGCGCAGUUUGUAUAUUAACCGCCCAUUAGAGGUGCGAUUUUUAAUAAACGAUGGUAUUUUUGGAAAUUGUUGAGAAUGAGUUGUAUUUUUGUUAUUUUUUUUAAACAGUGGUAGUUUUGGAUUUUUUCCAAACACCACUCAAUCUAAUCUACUACCUUUUUUUUGUUUCUUAUUUGAGUGAAGUAUUUCAAACAAUUUAUCUCUGACGGUCAUCUCACAUUUGCAUCUGACCCUGCAUCUCUCCAGGAUUUCUGUGUUGUAGAUAGAAGCAAUAAGGUAUGCAUAUAUAUCUUACCAACAUUUAUUCGACUUUGACUAUAAUGUCUAUGUAACUGAUUGAUUGAAUUCGAGAUUCAUUCCCUCUACAGUGAAAAUGAACGGCUUCGCUUGCAAGAGUUCCACGACAGUCCAAGCCGAAGAUUUCUCCUUCACUGGUUUGCACAUUCCUAGGAACACCCGUAAUGCUGUUGGUUCUGCCGUCACAGCCGUCACAAUGACUCAAAUUACCGGUCUCAAUACCUUAGGCAUCUCGAUGGUUCGUAUUGACUUUGCAUCAUGGGGAAUCAAUUCUCCUCACGCUCACCCAAAAGUCUCCGAGAUUCUCACUGUCAAACCCCGAUAAUCACCUUAUCUCAAAGAUUCUUCAGAAGGGUGAUGUAUUUGUCUUCCCAAUUGGGUUGAUUCACUUCCAACACAACGUUGGGCAUGGUAAUGCAGUGGCCAUUGCUGCACUAAGCAGCCAAAACCCAGGAGUCAUCACUAUAGCUAACUCCAUCUUUGAGUCAAACCCAGACAUUUCUCCCGACAUUCUCGCAUAGGCAUUCCAAGUGGACAAGAGCAUUGUGCAGCAAAUCUAAUGGAAGUUCUAGAGAACCACACAUAUGAGAUGUUUCAUAAAAAUUAUGGUUACUUGUCACACUAGAAUUUGAUUACUUAUCUGUCGCUCAUUAUAUUUAUUUAGUUGGCAAUUAUGUGGGUACAGUGUACAUCAAGUGAUGGGCACUCAAACUAAUGGGUUGCUGAAUUACUGUACGUUUGUUAAAGCUGAUUAAUGAUUUUAAUUUUAUGUUAUUGGGAAGUAUAUUCUUAACUUUAAAAGAGCGAUUUUACAUAGAAGAAUUUUGCUGGUCUAUUAAUUUUAAACUGUAAAGUGUAGAUUUUGACAACACUUGUAAAUGAAAAUUGUGAUUCUCUGUAGAAGAUUUAAGUUUUAAAGCACAAUUUUAACAGCAUUGUUCAACCACACUAAGAUCUAAAGCUCAGAACUAAAAUCCCUCUUCAGCUCCACAAAACAAGAGUAUGAUGUGCAACUCCGAAAACUCGGCCACAACGUUCUCGCAUAAAACUACAAAUAAAUAGUGGUAAUUCUAAAAACCGUGAUCAUAUCUUAUUGGGUAUGCCUACGGUGACUUGCAUGUCACCGUAACUUGGAGAAAACGGUCGACCUCUUCCAUCAAGUGGUCGACCACUUUCCAAGAAAAUGGUCGACCUCUUCCAUCAAGUGGUCUAGCUACCACUUGAGUCAUCCGGUCUACCAAUUCCGGAAAUUGGUCGACCUCUUCCAUCAAGUGGUCUAGCUACCACUUGAGUCAUUCGGUCUACCAAUUCCGGAAAUGGGUCGACCUAAUGACAUACUUACCUUCAAGCGGUCGACCUCUUCCACCAUGGGGUCUACCACUUGAGUCAUCCGGUCUAGCACUUAAGUCCAUAAAUGUUGAUGGUAAAAUUACAUUUUGGUACCCAAAUUUUUUUAUUUUUACAAGUUAGUACAUAAAAUUUUACAACUUUAAAAAAGGUCCAAUGUGGCGUGAUAUUUUUGUAAUUGCUAAGGGUCACAGGAUCAAAACUUGACCCAUCCCUAAGUUGUCCCUACCCGUCCCGACCCUUACAGGGUCAACAAAAUGACCCAUUGUGAAAUAUAUACCUUAAUUGUAUUGCCAAAUGAAUUCCGCAAAAUGUG
Molecule: messenger RNA, 2020 nt
Organism: Linum trigynum
Lineage: Eukaryota; Viridiplantae; Streptophyta; Magnoliopsida; Malpighiales; Linaceae
Source: the annotation of a GenBank genome assembly